UCUGUGAACUUUGUUUAUGAAUAUUCAAAACGAAGAUUUGAUUCAAAUGAAACUACGGAUUAGGCUGAUAUAAAAUAAUAAAUAUUAUAUCAAGCUUGAAAUGUUGAUGUAUUCAGUUGUAUUGAAUUAAAAGAAAAUUGGCCAUUUAACAUGAUAUCGGAGAACAUCGAGUUUGAAAAACGGAAUUUUGAGCAAAUCGACGAAGUUAUCGAGCUAGCAAAACUAAAGCAAGAUGAGCUUAUGCCUGUUGUACAAACACUUUAUUUCAAUGAUAGCAAUCUACAAUGUGAGAAUCUAAAACUAAUCCAACUUGAUGAUAAUCUCUUGAAAGAUAUCGAAGAAGGUGAAACAUUAGUAUUUAAAGGAGAAAAACAUGAAAAUGUUGUCCUUUGCUCAAAAACUAAAACCUAUGAUAUUUGUGAAACUGAAACCUCUAACAGUUUACUUUUGUUGAGUGGUAUGAAAUUUAGUGAAACAUGUAAAAACUUCAAUGAAAGGACAAUCUCCAAAGCUACAGUACAUGGAAUAUUUUAUGAUUAUUUGGAAGCAGUUCCAGGAAAACCUUAUUUGAGUAAAUUAGAACAAUUAUUGAAUGAAUACAAAUAUAAAGGUCCAGAACAUGAAUAUGAAGUAGAUCAGAGUAAACUGUUAACUUUUGAAGAAUUAGAUAAUAUUGUACAGUGUUCAACCAAGGAAUUACAAGAAACCCUGGAUAAGAUGGAUAUCAUUGUGAUAGACAAUAAAAUUAGAAUGUUAGAUUUCGAGUAUCAUUUUAGAGUUUUAUCUUAUAUGUUAAAAUUAAUAGAUGAAAACUCGUGGGGUUUAGAUGAGAUAAAUUAUGAAAUUACCAUUGAUUCUUUAAAAGACAUCAUACCAGAAGAUGUGGUCAGGAGCAUUUUCGAUAAGUAUACAGAAGAAUCUAAAGUAGAAGGUGGUGAGGUAUUUUACUCAUACAAGGAAAGAGAUAUAUGUGUAUUAUUUGCUAAAGUACUAUUGAGUCAAGCUGAAAAAUUCAACCUAGAAGAGUUCUUUCAAGCUUGGAGAGAGUCUUUACCUGAAGGAAUGUAUGCCGAUGAAGAAAUGUUAUAUGGAAUUGCUAUUAUCGAUAGAAGAACGUCGCCAAACUGUGUUUGGGCAUUUCCUGAAAAUUCCCUACCUGAAAACAUCAACGAGAGAUUCAAAGUUUUGUUUGAAACUAAGGAAAAAUGGACAGUCCCUGAAAUUACUCCAUAUAUAAAGAAAUUAACAACGGAAAAACUAGAUGUCAAUGCCUUAUUGGCCAAGUAUGCAAGGGCUUCAACUCAUGAUGGUAUCAAAUAUUAUGGUGCUAAACAUUCAAAGUGAUGAGAAUGAAAGUUCUAUUGGAGUGAAUAUUUCUUGUGUUCAAA
This is a messenger RNA of Coccinella septempunctata (seven-spotted ladybird), 1388 nucleotides long. RefSeq names its product sister chromatid cohesion protein DCC1. The coding region runs from base 151 to 1344 and encodes 397 amino acids. Lineage: Eukaryota; Metazoa; Arthropoda; Insecta; Coleoptera; Coccinellidae. The record is from RefSeq and is a predicted model, not a curated record. The transcript is spliced from 3 exons. Gene Ontology annotation, biological process: mitotic sister chromatid cohesion; maintenance of mitotic sister chromatid cohesion. Gene Ontology annotation, molecular function: protein binding. Gene Ontology annotation, cellular component: chromatin; Ctf18 RFC-like complex; nucleus.